AUGUUGGAUGCUGCUGCGAAGGAGAAACCUUGGCCUUUUCGGGUCAACAGAAUUGGAAGCUACCUAUUGAUUGACAUCGAAGGUCCUUGUGGCGACUUGGACAUCAAGGAGGGUGUGCCAGCUGAGCGAAAGUUUCCGGAGAUCGGGAGGAGGUCAAAGAGUCUGGCGAACCAAGUUCCACGGGCGUUAAGUUCGGAAGCAGCUUUUGCGCUCUUGGGCCAAGGCCUCAAUGCCGUGUGGGAGAAGAAGGGAAAACGCACAAGCGUGCCGGCCACUAAAGUGUUGAAUCAUGUGCUUGAGAUCAUGCCAGACUUCAAAGUGCGCAACACACCUUUCAAGAAGUUUGCACGUAUGUUGGAUUCUGCUGCGAAGGAGAAACCUUGGCCUUUUCGGGUCGAAAGAAAUGGAAGCGACCCAUUGAUUGACAUCCAAGAAUUGGAAGCUACCUAUUGA
Prorocentrum cordatum is the source of this 453-nucleotide messenger RNA. Lineage: Eukaryota; Dinophyceae; Prorocentrales; Prorocentraceae. The record is from the annotation of a GenBank genome assembly.